Hippocampus zosterae (dwarf seahorse) is the source of this 3748-nucleotide messenger RNA. RefSeq names its product polycystic kidney disease 1-like 3 (gene pkd1l3). Gene Ontology annotation, cellular component: membrane. The coding region runs from base 317 to 3655 and encodes 1112 amino acids. Gene Ontology annotation, molecular function: calcium channel activity; protein binding. The record is from RefSeq and is a predicted model, not a curated record. The transcript is spliced from 22 exons. NCBI's taxonomy places the organism in Eukaryota, Metazoa, Chordata, Actinopteri, Syngnathiformes, Syngnathidae. Gene Ontology annotation, biological process: detection of mechanical stimulus.
UCCAAUUGCUUGGUGAGAUCCUAGCUUCUCAGUCCGUUAGGGUUGGCCGAAGACGUUGACUAAAAGCUGAUCAAAGCCAGAUAUCCAUCCAUCAAUCCGCUUAUCCUGCUCGGAGUGUAAGUAAACUUUAGUUUUGCAUCUUGUUUGGGUGUUUGAAGUGAUUUUCCUAAAGUAUUGACAACACAUGCAGCAUUUUCCUGGAGAAAGCGCUCUGCUUUACAUGUGUCGACAGAAGUAACCCUGACCAGUUGCUGUUCCAGCCUGUCUUCCCGCACGAUUGUGUGCCCGAGUUAACUAACAUCUAAACAGAGCAAACAUGUUCAUUAAACUUGCUGUCUUUUCAUGGGUUGCUUCUGGAUAUUUAACCGAACCAACGGAACUCUGUCAACCUGACAGAAGACCUCCACCCUGUGAACAUGUUUUCCAACAUAUUUGUUAUGAGAUUUGGGCAGAAUCUAAAUCCUGGACACAAGCAAGGAGCAGCUGCGCACAGAGAGGAGGACGCCUCCUGAGAGAGUUUAAUGAUGCCAUCAAAAUGAUUCUGAAUGACUUCACCAGACAGAGAAACAUCGGUAACCUCACCUGGUGGCUGGGGCAGAGAGAUCGUGAGGACAACCUGGAAGCCCUGUUGGGUGACUACGAAAAUGUUGUUGCUUCCAAAGAUGCGACCAGCUGCACGUACGUGAAGCACAAUCCGUUUCAACUUGUUGUGUCAUCCGACUGCAACCAGAAACGGGGCUUCCUCUGCACCCACAGUUUGCAGUCAUCACAAAACACACAGGAAAAUUUGGCAUCUGGAUCACGGUUCAAAAGGAGUGAACACCCGAUGGCUGCCCAUAUCUAUAACAUUGUAAACCUUCUUUUGGAAGCUGACAAUGAACUCAUGCGAAUGGAAACGGAGGCAGGAGAGCCAACGGAUGGAAGUAGGGAUGGAUUCAUUCGGUAUUUGUUGAAAGGCACUCAAAAUCUGACACCUGAACUUGCCCUCGAAAACAUUGACGUCAUAAGUCACAUCAUUGGCUGCAGCAUGAGCAUCCUUGACAUGUCCAUGAACAAAUGUGACAUCCAGGCGAACCCUAACCCUACUUCCCUAUUUGAGGAUAUAUUUGAAAUUUUCCGGACCAUUUCAGUGCUACUGGGUUCAGCGACAUCAGAAAGAAUCGUCAUCAAGCACUCAACGGGCUCCAUCUAUCUGAGCAGUCACAACCCUGAAGACCUGAGCAAUGUCAUUCUGGGCUCAGUGGAAGAUGGUGAGUUCAUCAUCAUGCCCCCAUAUUCCGUUCUGCAAAGUCACAUUGGCCGAUACGAAAAAAUCAUUGCUCAGGUGUGUACGCGCGCCAUUGGCCUGUUUAUCCGUCUUUGUUGUUGUAAACGGCAAUCUUUCAGCAGUUGUUUUGCUUGUCAGAUGGCUACAUUCUCGGUGAAUCCCCAUCCAACUGAUGACAAGAUCUCUGGAACUGUUUGCAGCCUUUUAUUGAGUGAUGGAGAGUCAGAUGUUGAGUUGUCCAACCUCACAGAGAUGAUCGAGAUAUUUAUGCCUCGCCCAAUCGUUUCAACAGUGAUUAACCAAACAGUCGUACUUGAAGAAAAUGCAAAGGUACUGACGAGAGUCAACGUCUCAGACCCUACGAUGUCCGUUUGUGUCAGAGUGGAGCCCAGUGGGAAUGUGUCCUUGAUUCUUACACUGUCUGAAGGGUCACCUCCCAAUUCCAGUUACUUUGCCAACAUAACCAUCCUAAACCAAAUAGGAGGCUACCAAUGGAUCCUAACUCCGGAGAUGUUACGGCAGACUCCGGGGGUAUGGUACAUUAGCAGUGAACUCUUCAACUCCACGUGGGAGCCAGGCAUUGCGCUGAGCAUCACCACUUUUAUGACCAAGUGCAUGCACUGGAGCAUCGACCAACAAACAUGGAGCACAGAUGGCUGUCAGGUUGGGAAGCAAAGCACUCCCAGACAAACUCAUUGUCUCUGCAACCAUCUCACUCUUUUUGGGGGUUCCUUCUUUGUGAUGCCUAACUAUGUGGACUUAACACGCACGGCGGAGUUGUUUGGCACUGUCUCUCAAAACUAUGUGGUGCUCUCACUGCUUUGUGCUUUUUUUAGCCUCUACCUGGUCACUCUCUUGUGGGCGUGCUAUGCUGACCGCAGAUCACGCUCCAGAAGGAAGAUGACUCUGCUGAAGGACAACCACCCGUGUGCGCAGUACAACUACUUGAUCGGUGUCCAAACUGGACAGCGCAAGAAUGCAGGGACGACUGCCAGCGUUACAGUGACAAUGAUUGGCUCAGAGGGACAAAGUGAUGCACACCAUCUCGCGGAUCCUGACAAGCUCGUGUUUGAGAGGGGAGCUGUCGAUAUGUUUCUGUUGGCCACACCUUUCCCACUGGGCCAAGUGCGAAACAUUAGGCUGCAGCACGACAACUCUGGAGGUCACCCAUCAUGGUAUAUCAACAAGGUGACCAUACAGGAUCUCCAAACUCAACAUGUUUGGCACUUCUUUUGUGACUGUUGGAUAAGCAGUAACCAUGGCGAUGGUAUGGCGAAGAAAAUUUUCAAUGCUGCAAAGAGCAAUGAGGUUUCCUGCUUCAGGAAUAUUUUCCAGAGCCGAACAUCGACAGGUUUUAGGGAUGAACAUAUAUGGAUGUCCAUUGUGGAUCCGCCAUGGCGGAGCCCUUUCACUCGGGUUCAGAGGGUUUCUUGCUGUAUGAGCCUGCUCCUAUGCACCAUGGCCAUCAAUAUUGCCUUUUGGAACGUUCCAGAGAAUGAGGAUUCUCCAGUCGUCUUCUCCAUUGGUUCACUGCGAAUUACGUGGCAGGACGUCAUGGUGGGCGUCGAGAGUGGUCUUCUCAUGUUCCCAAUCAACAUCCUCAUUAUCACCAUAUUCCGAAGCAUCAAACCACGCAUUGUUUCGAAGUCUCCAAAAAACUGCUCAGAGGACAAAGUGAGACCCCAGUUGGUUACCAUAACAACCAUUCUAAAGGAAACCGAUGAGGUCCUUUCUCUGCUGAGCAGAAGUCUACGGAACAAAAUGGCACAGAUGUACAGAUUGGAGUCCAUCACUGAUCUCUUUGCAGCCUUGAAAAGAGUGCAUGAAUUAAUCCAUCUGAUGCAAGGGGAAACUGAGAGCGACCUGCAUUGGGUCUACUGCAGCAAGUUCCUCCUCGCCGCCCUUUGUCGUGUGCGUUUGUGUCUAGAAACGUUGGAUGGAAAGAACUUCCCGAGUCCACAGGAUUACGCACAAGCACUGGACAUCACCAAUCUGCUGGUUCGCAAGGCCGAUAUGGUUUUCAGCAGUCACUUAGCUUGCUGCCCACCUCCCGUGAAAAAGAAGAGUGUGUCAUCCGGCUGCUGGUUGCCUUGGUGGUGUGUGUUCAUCGGCUGGUUCCUGUUAAUUUCUCUCAGUGGCGUGUCCACUUUUUUCACCUUGCUCUAUGGCUUUUACUAUGGCAAGGCAAAGUCCAUUAAGUGGAUCAUGUCUCUGGGCCUCUCUCUCUUCCAGAGCAUUGUCAUAUUACAGCCUCUCAAGGUGAUUGGAGUUGCUGUCUUUUUCGCCCUGUUGCUUAAACCUGUAGCAGUGGAGGAAAUUGAAGAAAUUGAACAAGUGCUGUCAGAACAACAAGACAAAUGCAGGCGUUAUUCCAGGGGCGAACGCUGAGGAUUCAGCCUCCCUUGCGCCGUCUUUUCCCGAGUCACCCCUUUGACUCCAUUGAAAUUAAAAAAUCCAGAUUCUAUUCUGGUAUUCGCUCCU